GCGAGGCUUUUGACUUUGGUCUUCCUCCGUACUAGCCUUCACUAUCAAACGCCGCGUAAUGGUCUGCUAACGGUUACCCCAGACCCCGCAUUUCUAUGUGGGUUUGUAUUCGCUGUUUCCACCUCACUUGUCUCGCACGUUGUGUAGGCUGUUCCGUAUGACGUGACGACUUGGAAUGCGGGGAAAGAGAGUACUGUACCAGGGGUCUCCAUAGUUUCAGCGACUACGGCGUGCCCAGGCCAGCUUUCGAAAUAAAUCCGCUCCUCGUUUGUGAAACCGGUCGAGAUUGUGCAUAGAUCCUUCGCGUGCAAACCGUCGCGCGUAAGGAUUCGAUGACUGUGCCUGAGCUCCCUGCGAUUCCUUCUUCUCAGGCGCCUAGAACAUCGUAUAUCAAGAUAAGAUGACAUCUUCAACAUCGAGUCCUAACUGCGAGAUCUCUCAAAAGCCAAAACGAGACGGCUAGGGGCAUAGAGGGUGGGACGAACCCCAACUAGUUUACUUGGUUUGACAGCCUCGGCAUGAAGCUGGAGCUGAAAGGAUAGUCGCCGUUCUGGCCACCUCCAAAUGCGGGAGUUUUUUUGUAGCCUGGGCGUCGAGGACCACAGCAGAUUUAAAAUUCCGCCGGAUCCUCGCCGUUCCCACGGCAUAGUUUGGUGCUGCGAGGGAUCUCUCUUCUUCCCGGUUAGUUUUGUUAAAAGCCAGGGCAUUCGCAACAAACAAGGUCCUCACACUUGCUCUGUUUGCCAGUAGUUCUGGUAUUAAACUCGAAUCUACAUUCAACCUUGACGCUUUAGCCUCCACCCAUCUAGUAACCCGUCUGCGUCAUGGCAGCGAUCGAGAUCCCAAAGCAGGCCAAGGCCGUUGUCUAUGACAACCCUGGGACGGUUUCCACCAAGGUCGUAAUGGUCGAUGUUCCGGAGCCAGGCCCAGGGGAAGUGUUGAUCAAUUUGACUCAUUCAGGCGUCUGCCAUUCAGACUUUGGCGUUAUGACUAACGCUUGGAAAGCCCUUCCAUAUCCAACUCAGCCAGGCCAGGUAGGUGGUCACGAAGGUGUAGGAAAAGUCGUUAAACUCGGGCCGGGUGCAGAUAUGACAGGCAUCAAGAUUGGUGACCGCGUCGGUAUUAAGUGGGUUGCGUCUGCUUGUGGAACCUGCCUACCCUGCUUUGAAGGCACCGACGUAUGCUGCGUCAAAGGCAAAGUUUCCGGCUACUACACACCCGGCACAUUCCAGCAAUAUGUCCUUGGACCAGCCCAUUACGUGACGCCUAUCCCCGACUCACUUCCCUCAGACGCUGCGGCACCAAUGCUCUGCGCCGGUAUCACCGUUUACGCUGCCCUCAAGCGAAGCCGUGCCCGUCCUGGCAACUGGGUUGUAAUCUCCGGUGCCGGAGGUGGUCUUGGCCAUCUCGCAACUCAGCUUUCUAGCCGUGGCCUAGGCCAUCGCGUCAUUGGGAUAGACCACGGUAGCAAAAAGGACCUUGUCUUGAAAUCUGGAGCCGAACACUUCCUUGAUAUCACCGAGUUCCCCUCCAACGACAAUGGCAAGGCCCUCGCCGAGAAAGUUAUUUCAUUGACCGAUGGCAUGGGUGCCCAUGCUGUCAUUGUCUGCACCGCAUCCAACGCGGCGUAUGCGCAGGCCGUCAGCUUCCUGCGCAUGAACGGUGCCCUUGUUUGUGUCGGCGUUCCAGAGAAUGACCCUGUUCCCAUCGGCGCUGCGUUUCCUGCAACCCUUAUUUUAAAGCAGCUUUCGAUAAUUGGCUCGGCAGUCGGAACCAGGCAAGAGGCCAUCGAGGUCCUAGAUUUUGCGGCCAGAGGAAUUAUCAGUACCCACUUUGGAGUAGAGAAGAUGGAUAAGUUGACGGAAGUAUUUGAGCAGAUGGAGAAGGGGCAGUUGCAGGGAAGAGUUGUGCUGGAUCUCUCUUAAUGUUGCAUCCCCCCUUACUAUCUUUUGCUACUCUUUCUGACAAUGAAUUGCAUGAGAUAAUGAGAAAUGAAACUAUAAUCCUGGAUAUG
This is a messenger RNA of Coccidioides posadasii C735 delta SOWgp, 2014 nucleotides long. RefSeq lists its product as uncharacterized. The record is from RefSeq and is a predicted model, not a curated record. Gene Ontology annotation, molecular function: zinc ion binding; alcohol dehydrogenase (NAD+) activity. Gene Ontology annotation, cellular component: cytoplasm. NCBI's taxonomy places the organism in Eukaryota, Fungi, Ascomycota, Eurotiomycetes, Onygenales, Onygenaceae.